This is a messenger RNA of Gigantopelta aegis, 1978 nucleotides long. RefSeq names its product atrial natriuretic peptide receptor 1-like. The transcript has 9 exons. Gene Ontology annotation, molecular function: protein kinase activity; guanylate cyclase activity; peptide hormone binding. Gene Ontology annotation, biological process: protein phosphorylation; intracellular signal transduction; cGMP biosynthetic process. Lineage: Eukaryota; Metazoa; Mollusca; Gastropoda; Neomphalida; Peltospiridae. Bases 29 to 1060 code for a protein of 343 amino acids. The record is from RefSeq and is a predicted model, not a curated record.
AGGUUCCCAGAAAGGAGAUGUGUACAGCAUGGGCAUCAUUAUAGAGGAGGUCAUUCUGAGGUCACAGCCGUUCGACAACUACAGAAGUACCAUGGACGUCAAGGAUAUUGUGUCUCAUGUUGUCCGGAGAGAAAGCCCUCCAUUCCGGCCGAAGGUUCAGAAGUCGCCUGAAUGUCCGAGUGGUCUGUACCACCUGAUGGAGUGCUGCUGGGCAGACAACCCGGAGGAGAGGCCCAGCUUUAACACGGUGGAGAAAACAAUCAAACAGUUACAAGGGAAGAAGCACGACAACAUCGUGGAGGCUCUAAUCAGCCGUCUGGAGAAGUACGCCACCAACCUGGAGGAGAUAGUCGACGAGCGCACACAGCAGCUGGUGGUCGAGAAGAAGAGAUCUGAAACCCUCCUCUACCAGAUACUGCCCGCAUCUGUAGCGAACCAGCUGAGACAAGGUCGGCCCGUCAUCCCGGAGGCGUUCCAGGCGGUCACCAUCUACUUUAGCGACAUCAUCGGCUUCACCUCCAUAUGUGCGUCCAGCUCCCCCAUGGAUAUUGUUACUUUCCUCAAUGAUCUAUACUCGUUAUUCGACAAGGUCAUCGACAACUACGACGUUUAUAAGGUGGAGACGAUCGGUGACGCGUACAUGGUUGUGUCGGGCCUGCCUAUACGGAACGGCCUGCGUCACGCCAUGGAGAUCUGCCGAAUGGCCCUGGCCCUCCUCACUGACGUCAAGGCGUUCGUCAUCAAACACAGGCCCGAGGAGAAACUGCAAGUCAGAAUAGGAGUAAACUCAGGUCCGUGCGCCGCCGGGGUGGUAGGCGUGAAGAUGCCACGGUACUGUCUGUUCGGAGACACCGUCAACACAGCUUCCAGGCUCGAGUCCACUGGCGAGGCAAGCAUGAUCCACAUCAGUAGUUCCACGAAAAGUAUCUUGGAUCAGUGCGGUCAUUUCAAAACGGAAAAUCGUGGAGAGAUUUUCUUGAAGGGUAAAGGGUCAGAAGUGACGUACUGGCUCCUGGGGGAGGAGCGGAAGGAGAAGGCGGCCACGCUUACACAGCAGUGAUAACAGAGUGCUCCCCGUGUUAUUCCACAACAUCAACACGAAAACACAGUAUCAGGCACGGAUCCAGGAGGAAGGUGUUGGGGGUGCGCAUCCCAUCCCCUAAUUCAGAGAGCCCGGAAAAGUCUGCGAUCAACGAAUGAAUACAAUGGAUGUUUCUAUUUUAGCAAGAAGGAAGGAAGGAAGGAACUGGUUUAUUUAACGACGCACUCAACACAUUUUAUUUACGGUUAUAUGGCGUCGGUUAGCAAGAAGGAUGUCAAAUCCUGGUCGGCUGCGUAGAAAGAUUAAGGCAAAUAUUAAAUAAAUUCUAGAUGGUCGUCCCGAUCCCCCCACCCUCUACAGCCACCGAGAUUAAAGAGCCCCACGCGUGUAUGCAGAACAUUGUGCAGCGGAGGGAGGAGGGGGGACGGGGAAGUGUGUCUGUACUGUGGCGGACCAAACUUUAAGGGGGGGGUGGUCUAGUCAUGCUAUUCUGGAAAAGACAUUGGAAAGAAAAUUCACUUGGAAUGAGGGGGGGGGGGGGGGGUUGGAUUGUCCACCGGACCUGGAAUCACACCCGCUUUUUUUUACUGACCCCCCCAAAGGCUAUUUUGCUUUAUGUGCGGUUUUUGCAAUGUCCAAAAAAUAUAAGUAUAAAUUUCACACCUGUCUCCAUUUUGAAGAAAACAAAUGUGGAUGAAAACGUAGCAAUUAUUAAUUUACGAUGGCCUAUUUACAAUUGGAUUCUACUUUGGAGUACUGUUUGUGACGCUGCGCCCCCUCCCUAGAAAAAACACAUACAGCCGCUCCUGAAUAGCCAUGCUAACAAUGUGUUCUCAGCAAUGCAGUAACAAUACAGUGACAAUUGUAAGAUGGAUGCGAUGACUUGGAAUGGUGUUUGCAAACUGAUGUUCGUUUUUACGUAAAAUGACUAUGUCA